Messenger RNA from Pseudophryne corroboree (corroboree frog), 1993 nucleotides. It is a transcript of the gene PRICKLE3, whose product is annotated as prickle planar cell polarity protein 3. The record is from RefSeq and is a predicted model, not a curated record. The transcript is spliced from 8 exons. Lineage: Eukaryota; Metazoa; Chordata; Amphibia; Anura; Myobatrachidae. Gene Ontology annotation, molecular function: zinc ion binding. Bases 41 to 1669 code for a protein of 542 amino acids.
GUUACAGGAACAGUCAUCAGGAGGCAUCCAGAGUGUGAGGAUGUUCCGCAGUUCCAGAAGAUAUCGGUCUCAGGCAACAGAGGUCAAUGUCACAGGUCAAGGUCAGCCAUGUUACUCCUGCAAGGAGCGGUGCCCAGGCUUCCUUGCUCACAGGUGGAGAAAAAUCUGCCAACACUGUCAAUGCCCAUGGGAGGAGCAUGGCAGUGCUGCAGCUCCUCAGGACCUGGAGCGGUCUCUCUGCCGAAUGGUGGGUGCCCAUCGCUUGUCCUCUGGUGAAAGUAGUUCUGACACUGCGAUGGAGAAGUAUGCCUGGGUACCCCCUGGACUAACCCCUGAGCAGAUCCAGCAAUACUUCAGUUGUAUUCCUGAGGACAAAGUCCCCUACGUACAGGGUACAGGAGAAAGAUACAGACUGAGGCAACUUCUCCACCAACUACCCCCACAUGACAGUGAGGCCCGGUACUGCUGCUCUUUGCAGGGAGAGGAAGAGGUGGAGCUGCUGACACUCUUCAACCAAAAACGGAGACUAGAGAAUUUGGGUCGUGGGUCUGUGCGCCCGGUCUCCAGAACCAUGAGUGGGACGGUGUGCCGUAAGUGUGGGCAUCAGAUCAGCGGGGGUGAUGUGGCAGUAUUUGCAUCCAGAGCCGGACUGGGCACAUGCUGGCACCCCCAAUGUUUCACCUGUACCCAGUGCUCCGAGCUCCUGUGUGACCUCAUCUACUUCUAUCAGGGAGGACAGGUGUACUGUGGGCGCCACCAUGCUGAGCUUCAACGACCACGGUGCUUAGCAUGUGAUGAGGUCAUCUUCUCCGUAGAGUGCACCGAGGCUGAGGGUUAUCACUGGCACAAAAGGCACUUCUGCUGCACUGAGUGUGAAUGCGCACUUGGAGGUCAGAGUUACAUAAUGAAGGAAAAGCGGCCAUAUUGCUCUCACUGCUAUGAGAGACUCUAUGCACAGUACUGUGAUAGCUGUGGAGAGAGCAUUGGUGUAGAUGAAGGACAGCUGUCACACGGAGGACAACAUUGGCAUGCAUCGGAACGCUGCUUCUGUUGCGGAAGGUGUGGGACCUCCCUUCUGGGCAGGCCAUUCUUACCACGUCACGGGCAAAUUUACUGCUCCAAGCCCUGCAGUCUGACACAGGGUAGCAGCGAGCACUCUGUCAGCCCAACACAAUCCGAGGUAUCUCCGCGCAAGGAGACAAGGGAUGUCGGCACGUCUACGAACACUGACCCAGAGGGAGAAAGUUUUGGAGAACGAAGAAUGGGGGGAGGAAGGAGAUCUAUGUCUAUGAUAGAUCAGUCUAGGACAACACAGAACUGUCACUCCCACAUAACUCCUGUAAGAUCCAUACAUUCCAGCUUGAGGGGAGCUCCUUCUGAAUUCUCCCGUGGAUCUACCCAAAGACGCUCUAUGCCUGACCUCAGAAGUCAAAGUCGGACAGGGCACCGGGUCACUUUUAGGAUUCCUCUUAGCACUGAACUCAAGGAACCAAUACAGUUUUCCUACCCAUCUUUUUCUUCCUCUUCUUCUUCGGAAGAUGAGGAGGACGGUUAUUUUUUAGGAGAACCCAUUCCUUUGCCUGCUUUUAUGAGACCUCCAGGAUAUUCUGCUCCUUCUACUCCGGCCUCCACACCAAAGAAGAAAGAAAAGAACUGUAGUCUGUCCUGAUAUAAAUGUAGCAUGGCCACCGAGAGGCCAUCAUCAGCUACCAAUGUAUCCUACUGAACUCAGACGGCUUGAAAACAUCUUAGGGUUCUACACAAACCAAUGUUUACACUUAAAAGCACUCUAACCCCAUUUCCGCUAUACAUCCAUUUCUGCCAUACAUCAAACAGGACAGGGAAGCAAUUGGAGGAACCAGAAGUGGUUACCUGAACUGUCUUUCCAGCUAUGCACAAUGCAAACUAAAAGGUCAGGAUUUGCACGGUUCCGGUAUGAAUGGUCGACCACUAUUGGUUGAAAUGGACAUGGUCGUCAUGGACACAUGGUCGA